AAAACACAUUACCGCGGUUAUUUUAGUGUUUGUUAAAAGUUAAAAUUUGCUAGCCAAAUAUGAAUUGCCUAGCUGUAAGCGACAACUUUUUAGCGAUAUCUAAAGGUCUUCACGUUGAUUGCUACAGUACACAGCAUAAUUUCUUCAAUGUUCCCUGCAAAAGUGAAUCGCAAGAAAACGACCGGAUUUCGGACAUAGCUAUUGCACCAGAUGAAAAGCAUUUAGCAGUAAUAACGUCAGUAUCUAAGCAGCUGCUAGUAUGCAAUUUACCAGGCAUGGAGACCACGAUUGCUUUUACUCUCCCAAGAAGUGCCAGUAAAAUAAGAUUCACUGCUAAUAACUCACAUGUAUUAGUCGCUGAUAAAAGUGGCGACGUCUUAAUUUACGAUAUUACUGAUGAGGAUUCUGGCACAAAGUUAUUGGGCCAUUUGAGCAUACUCCUGGACGUUCUACAAACUAAUGACGGGAAGUACAUUAUCUCAAGUGACAGAGAUGAAAAGAUUCGAGUAUCAUGUUUUCCAAACACCUACAAUAUACAAACCUAUUGUUUAGGUCAUAGGGAAUUUGUUAAUCACAUUGAGAUUUUACCUCAUUCUGAAAAAUAUUUGACUAGUGCUUCUGGUGAUGGAACAGUCAAAUGCUGGGAUUAUGUGACUGGUGCACUUUGCCACAAUAUUAAUGCCUAUCUAGAUGUAGACGAUGUUGGAUUAAAGGAACAUUUUGCGAAAAUAAUGGAUGAAGAAGGUGUGGAAGUCACUACACUUCCUAUUGUCCACUACACAGCCACAGCGCUGGAUGAAGACACUAGUGUUUUAGCCAUUGCCAUACACGGCUACAACAAAUUGCUCAUUUAUUCAUUGGAAACAAGGAACAAGCAAUUUCUUCAUAAAAAGGAAGACAGUGUUAUGUUGGAAAGAUUCCCUGCUGCUAUAAAAUUUCAUAAAUCUUCACUAUUUGUUUAUGAUGACGUGGAUAACACUGUUUGUAUCAUAAAGAUUGUUUGGAUAAAUAGUAAAUUGAAUUUUGAAUGUGAUAAGAAAUUAACAAUGUUUAUCAAUGUGAAUGUUAAUGGUGAGCUCAAUUCGAGCAUAGAUGCGAUCAAAGUGCUGUAUAAGAGGAAAUUUGAUAAUGUUCAAGAAUAUCAAGAGAGGAAAAAACAACGAUUAGAGAAGGUUUCUCAAUAAUAAAUGUAAUGAAUCUAUAAA
Messenger RNA from Ostrinia nubilalis (European corn borer), 1205 nucleotides. It is a transcript of the gene wuho, whose product is annotated as tRNA (guanine-N(7)-)-methyltransferase non-catalytic subunit wdr4. Gene Ontology annotation, biological process: tRNA modification; RNA (guanine-N7)-methylation. NCBI's taxonomy places the organism in Eukaryota, Metazoa, Arthropoda, Insecta, Lepidoptera, Crambidae. Gene Ontology annotation, cellular component: nucleus; tRNA methyltransferase complex; cytosol. The transcript has a single exon. Bases 60 to 1184 code for a protein of 374 amino acids. The record is from RefSeq and is a predicted model, not a curated record. Gene Ontology annotation, molecular function: protein binding.